This is a messenger RNA of Blastomyces dermatitidis ER-3, 2716 nucleotides long. RefSeq lists its product as uncharacterized. NCBI's taxonomy places the organism in Eukaryota, Fungi, Ascomycota, Eurotiomycetes, Onygenales, Ajellomycetaceae. The record is from RefSeq and is a predicted model, not a curated record. The coding region runs from base 302 to 1993 and encodes 563 amino acids. The transcript is spliced from 4 exons.
AACAACACCAAGUUUCCUCUGUCAGCGCUCACCAUCCCAUCAGAGUCUGACAAACCUGCUGUGACUUUGAAGCAGGUUUUAUCGUCAUACACAUCCUGAAGACACAGUAUGCGUGAUCCUGGGCCUCUUAUCUAAUCGGGAUUUUGGGCUCACCCGCCGCAUGUUUCGUUACCAGCGAAUUUACGCCCUGAUCUUUCAUUAACUAUCACAGCGCCUCUCGUUCACCCCAAAACGCGCUAUUCCGCGUUCGAUUUUCAGUUAGAACAGUGAUCCGUGUUCUCACCGGACGACUUCACUCACAAUGUCCGGCAACUUCGAUUUUCCCACUGCCUCUGAUGGCAAUAAUCGGCCGGAAACCCCCGCUGAUCGAACACAGUAUCGCAUGCGUCUAAACACACGACUCCAGCAUUUGCAAGGCCUACUUGAUGCUCGAAUGUCCCGCUGGAGCGAUCCCGUCCGCGAAUACACCUAUAACGUUCUUCGGCGUGAAUUACAAGUCUUAGAUGACAGGGUUGAUCGUCGUUCAGAGGUUGAUACCGAGGACACGGAAGAACGAAUUGCACUUCAGAGUGCUAUAGAGCCAGACCGACGCUCCCCUAUAACCGGGCAACGACGUCCACGGAUUGAUAUAGUAGAUCGCCUAAGCAUGCUAAUGGGCGCGACGGAUGCCGAUAGCCGGGGAAACUCGUACCACGGCGAACUAGAUAACCUUAGACGAGCCGCGGCGCGUAUUUCGGGGCCAGAACUCUCUAUAGGGUCUAGUUUUGACAACACUAUUUCGCCAGCUAGACUUUCAACCAUGGCUGCCAGGGACUGUCCCACUGAAGGCCAUGGCGAUCGAUGGAGACCUAAACGACGUAAACUAGACUCCAAUGAUGAGCGGGAGGGAAUCCGUGGGUUUAGAUACGGGCACUACGGUGAAGUUGUUCCCGGUGCUUUGGAGAUGGAGAUUGUCAGCUGUGACGGAGGAACGUACGAAGCGAAUGGGGAAAAUUCAUCUCCAGAAAAUGUUCUGCUCAAUGACUCCUCGGUAUACUGCACGAGAAGCGACCGCUGCAACUUGAUUCUUCGCCAUCAAGGGGAGACCCCAUUUUGUUUAAGGAAGAUUGUCAUUAAGGCUCCCAAAUCGGGGUUUGAUGCUCCUAUCCAAGAAGGGAUGAUUUUUGUCUCCAUGACGUUGGAUGAACUCCUGGAGCGCACCGCCCAGUAUCAAAUCGUUUACUCCCCAUCACCCCUCCGACCUCGUCGGCGACGACAUCUGAGGGGUAAUUUUUCCCAUCGAUAUCUUUCUUCAACAAGAUCACCGUUACGAUCUCUGGAAAGGACCACAUUAGGAGGGCCAGGAAACUGGUCCGACUCUGAGAAUGAGCCCACGCCUCCGCCGUCCUUCGAUUCUGGACCUAUUGUUUAUCGCAGCUCCUCCUCUGAUUUCCGUAUUACAACCCAUUUUGAUGAUAAGUCCGAUGAUGAUAUCAAUGACGAAUAUCCUGAAGAGAUCCCUUCGUCAACCGACAUUGACAGAAUGCUCAUGGAACAAAUCGAAUCUGAAAUGCGUUGUCCUGAUUUAGACGUUGAUAGCGAUGAGACUUCUGGGUGGAUCAGUGGCUCGCUAAUUCGAGAACAACGUCGAUUUCGACGUCGAAUGAGGCAGGCUAUUAGUGAUGUAGAUGCAACCGGCACGCUUAAUAGCAGGGGUAGACGGCGGCUAGUCCCUAGUCUAAUUGAACCUUCAUCAACACUCCGGAACAGAGACACCUUGACUAGUGGGAGCAAGCCAGCCGCUUCUGAUCCGGAAGUCAUGAAACCGCAUGCACGUUUCUUUAUUGAGAAGGAGAAGAGUAUGGUUAGCAUCAAGUUUGACCCAUCUGUAUCCGGAAAAUUCAUUCUCAUCAAGCUGUGGAGUCCAUUUAGCGGAGGUAAUAUCGACAUUCAAAGUGUAGUUGCCCACGGCUUUGCCGGCCCCAGAUUUUUCCCUUCUAUGAAAUUCAGAUAGCUAGAUCUUCCUGUCUCUUCUCAUCCACCCCUUUUCCUUGUACGCCCAUUUGUUUUCCGCCUCAUUAUUUCUUUUCUUCAUCUUGGUAUCGCCCCAAUUAUCGGUAUUACUGUUUAAUUGGGUAUAGGAGUCCCGACGAGUGUGCUUUAUUUUGCUAUAUGUUGAUAACACAAUCAUACCGAUUGUACGGCAGUUGAAGUCGCUCUAAUCCCGAUCCUAACAUCGGGAGACGCUUUUUGUGGCGUUGAUUAGCCGCAGCUGGAUCGUUUAAAUCUUGGCGUGUGUACAGGGAUAAUUUUAAGCAUAAAACCUUGUUUACGCCUCCGUAAUACUCGACGUUCAGUGUGAUGAAGGCGUAUCCAAACCCAUUAUUUUGUAGUCUUUAUUAAUAAUUAUUAAUUACAAUGUGUUGGCCCUCUCAGAAGUUGGAAGGAUCAUAACCCCACAGUUUUCCUCCCCCAGUUACAUCCUGGACAGGAAAAUUCUCCACAUUUUCUCGUACACGUUUUUCUUCUCAGGUCAGGCCAGGGGCCAGGAUUCCACCGGCUGAUGUUGUCGGCAGGGACCUAGAAGUACCCGCCUUCCUGCCUGGUCGGCGAAGGAAGGGCCAGCAAAAGGGAAAAUAAUAUGUCCCAAGGUUCUGGGUGUUUGGCGGCUGGGUUGCGCGAAAUCUAAAACGCCGCUCUUUCUAGAUUCAUGACGUCUUUAAUGUAUGUACUGUAC